Messenger RNA from Nerophis lumbriciformis (worm pipefish), 3555 nucleotides. The record is from RefSeq and is a predicted model, not a curated record. NCBI's taxonomy places the organism in Eukaryota, Metazoa, Chordata, Actinopteri, Syngnathiformes, Syngnathidae.
AUGGGGGCCGUCCUACACUACGCUUCAGACACGAUGCUGUUGAUGCCUUCAGUGCAGUGGCUUCUGCUCCUUUGGGGGCUGCAGGGUGUUUGGUCACAGGACUACAGAGGUUAUGACGGGGCAGUGACAUCCAAUAGGAGGAACAGGCAACAGACGUCCAAUUAUGUGCCAUAUAAUAGCAAAGCACUUACUGAUGAUGCUUGCAGACUGGAAUUAGCUUUUUUGAUUGACAGCUCCGAGAGCGCCAAAGACAAUCACGCCCAAGAAAAGCGCUUUGCGUCAGAAGUGACCGAGCGACUCCAGGGCCUCCGCCUGCAAAGCGACCGCAGAUUCAUCGGCCGUUCGGCCCUCCUUCAGUACAGUAGCCAUGUCAUCGUAGAGCAAACUUUUAAACAGUGGCAAGGUGUGGAAAAUUUCAAGGCCCGCAUAGCUCCCAUUACCUACAUCGGCCACGGCACCUACAUCACCUACGCCAUCACAAACCUCACACGUAUCUACCGGGAAGAGUCGAAUCCCAGCAGCAUCAAGGUGGCCAUUCUGCUUUUUGACGGUAUCUCGCACCCGAGGAACCCAGACAUAUCUACGGCCGUGGCUGAAGCCAAGAGCCAGGGGGUCCACUUCUUUACCAUCGGAAUCACGCCCGAAGCCAAGGAGUCCGCCAAUAUUGCCCAGUUGCGGCUCAUUGCGAGCUCACCGGCGUCACGCUAUCUUCAUAACCUGCAGGACAGAGGCAUUGUGGAAAAAGUGGUCCGAGAAAUGACAACACUGGCAGAUGAAGGGUGUCCUGUUGUGCAGAACCUGUGUGCGUGUGAGAAGGGCGAGCGGGGGCCCAGCGGCCCUGCUGGCAAGAAGGGCCGUCCUGGAGAGGAUGGCAUCCAGGGACCAAGGGGACAAAAGGGUGAAGCUGGGCUUAGUGGACUUCCAGGUCGAGAAGGAGCUGAGGGCAGACCUGGAUACAAAGGAGAGCAGGGGGAGAGAGGAGAGUGUGGUACUCCUGGAAUUAAGGGAGACAGAGGCCCUGAAGGAUCCAUUGGCCCCAGGGGGAAUCGUGGACUUCAGGGUUUGCCUGGUCCCCCUGGCGAUAUUGGACCGGAAGGUUUGACUGGAAAAAAAGGAGAACGAGGGCCUCCAGGUCCGUCUGGAAUCCAAGGGGAAACAGGGAUCGGACUUCCUGGACAAAAGGGUAAUGUUGGUCUUCAAGGACAACCAGGACCAGCAGGUCCAGUGGGACAUGGUGAGCCUGGACCACCGGGACCUCAAGGGCCACAGGGGAUCCAAGGAGAAAGGGGACCUUUGGGUGAAGGUCUCCCUGGCACCAAGGGGGAGCGAGGCUUGGAGGGACCACGGGGGCCUAGAGGACUACUGGGGAUUGGAGUUAAAGGAGACAAGGGGGACUUUGGCCUUCCUGGUCCUGUAGGCCCUAUCGGCCUACCCGGUGUGGGAAUCCAGGGUGAGAAGGGCAUUGAAGGUCCAAGAGGGCCACCAGGUCUACGAGGUCCACCAGGAGAAGGCUUACCUGGACCCAAGGGAGACCAGGGGUUCCCAGGUGAGGUUGGUGCUCCUGGAGAGAGAGGAGUGGGAGAACAUGGAGAUAAGGGUGAGCAAGGAUCACCAGGAAUUUCGGGGUUACCAGGUUUGCCAGGGGAGGACGGCGCUCCUGGACAGAAGGGUGAGCCAGGAGCUCCAGGCCUGAGGGGGGCGGAAGGGUCACCUGGGACUGGAAUACAAGGUGAAAAGGGUGACCAAGGUCAAAGGGGAAUAAGAGGCUUGACUGGACCACCUGGCAUUAGUGGCCCUUUAGGACCCAAGGGUGAACCAGGGUCACAAGGCAGGGUGGGUUUACCUGGUCCACCCGGACGCUUUGUAAUGGGACCCAAGGGUGAUGUUGGACCAAGCGGACCUCCUGGUCCAAUUGGGGAGACCGGCUAUGGGCUUCCCGGUCCAAAGGGAGACCAUGGAGAUCCAGGCCCUGCAGGUCCAUUCGGCCCUAAAGGAGAAGGCUAUCCUGGCCCUGUGGGCCCCACUGGCUUGCCUGGGCUUCCAGGAGAACCUGGCCCUGAUGGGAUAGGCUUUCCUGGUCCAAAGGGCGAUAUCGGUUUCCGAGGGUUGCCUGGAUUACCUGGACCUCCAGGUGAAGGACUUCCUGGACCGCAGGGUCAUCCUGGGCGGCCGGGUUUGUUGGGGCCAGUGGGGCCACCGGGAGUGGGAGUCCAAGGACCAAAGGGUGAACAGGGGGUCCAGGGUGUGACAGGACCAAGGGGGCCUGCUGGAGAAGGCUUUCCUGGAGCUAAAGGAGACCGCGGUUCUGCCGGGGAGAGAGGCCAGAAGGGCUUCAAAGGAGAUAUGGGUGACCCAGGCAGCCCCGGGCCAAGUGGCCGAGCGGGUGCCAAAGGAGAAGCAGGCCUUACAAGGGAAGACGUCAUAAAAUUGAUCAAAGAAAUUUGUGGUUGCGGAAUCAAGUGUAAGGAAAGGCCUAUGGAGUUGGUGUUUGUCAUUGACAGCUCAGAAAGCGUGGGUCCCGAGAACUUUGAGAUCAUUAAAGACUUUGUGAACGCGCUAGUCGACCGAGUCACAGUUGGUCGCAACUCCACCAGAAUUGGCCUGGUUCUGUACAGCCUGGAGGUCAAGUUGGUAUUCAACCUGGCCCGCUAUGUAGCCAAAGAGGACAUCAAACAGGCUAUUAGGAACAUACAAUAUAUGGGAGAGGGCACUUACACCGGUACGGCUAUACGGAAAGCGACACAGGAAGCCUUCUACAGUUCACGCCUCGGAGUUAGCAAAGUUGCCAUCGUUAUUACGGACGGACAAGCAGACAAACGAGAGCCAGUCAAGCUCGAUAUCGCCGUACGAGAAGCUCACGCUGCCAAUAUUGAAAUGUUCGCCCUCGGGAUUGUCAACACUUCGGACCCAACGCAGGCAGAGUUUCUCAGAGAGCUCAACUUGAUCGCCUCUGAUCCUGACACCGAGCACAUGUUCCUUAUUGAUGACUUCAACACAUUGCCAGCAAUGGAAUCCAAGUUGGUCAGCCAGUUCUGUGAAGACGAGAAUGGAGACCUGAUAUAUAACAGGCUAACUAACGGAAACAAUGGCCAUAGCAACAGCAGGAAUGGCAACAAUGAGAAGUAUGCCAAAGGCGGCAGUGGGUACCGACCCACCACUGACCGGGAGCGCCUGAACAACCAGAAAGGCCAGAAAGGAUCCAACACAAGACAAGAUGUGCGUCCAGAUAUAACAAACUGGGGGACUGAACGUGGGGACACGUUUAACCGUGGCAACACAGGAUUCCAACCUAUUCCUUCUGCCACACAAGACUCAUCUACUGUAAAUGUAUCAUCUCCUUCAUCAUCAUCAGUGACUAAACCAUCAGACCCUCGCUGUGAUUUGGCUUUGGAGCAGGGCUUGUGCCGCGAAUACGUCAUCCGCUGGUACUAUGACAAGCAGGCCAACGCAUGUGCUCAGUUCUGGUUCGGAGGUUGCAGCGGGAACAAGAACCGCUUUGACUCAGAGGAAGAAUGCAAGAGGACUUGUGUUCUAACUACAUCUUCAGGAGGCUGA